Messenger RNA from Camarhynchus parvulus, 3124 nucleotides. It is a transcript of the gene RAF1, whose product is annotated as Raf-1 proto-oncogene, serine/threonine kinase. Gene Ontology annotation, biological process: signal transduction; protein phosphorylation. The coding region runs from base 186 to 2129 and encodes 647 amino acids. The transcript has 18 exons. Gene Ontology annotation, molecular function: protein kinase activity; ATP binding. Lineage: Eukaryota; Metazoa; Chordata; Aves; Passeriformes; Thraupidae. The record is from RefSeq and is a predicted model, not a curated record. Gene Ontology annotation, cellular component: cytosol; plasma membrane; mitochondrion.
GGCGAUGGGCGGGGAUAAAUGUCUGCCUGGGCGCGGGGCCGCCAUUUUCUCUGAGGCGCGGAACGAGCGGCGCCGGGCGGCACCGGGGCGCGGGGGACCCGCCGGGGGCCCGGGACACAGAUGAUGUGCUUCAUCCUUUUGUCAUAGGACUUCAUUUGCUGAAAGGAAAACUAAAGGCUGCACCAAUGGAGCACAUCCAGGGAGCUUGGAAGACCAUCAGCAAUGGCUUUGGGCUGAAGGAUUCUGUCUUUGAUGGCCCCAACUGCAUCUCCCCCACCCUGGUGCAGCAGUUUGGGUACCAGCGCCGGGCGUCCGACGACGGCAAAAUCUCAGAUACGUCCAAAACCAGCAACACCAUCCGCGUCUUCCUGCCCAACAAGCAGCGCACCGUGGUGAACGUGAGGAAUGGGAUGACCCUGCAUGACUGUCUGAUGAAGGCUCUGAAGGUCAGGGGGCUGCAGCCAGAGUGCUGCGCAGUGUUUCGACUUCUUGCUGAACCCAAGGGAAAGAAAGUGCGUUUGGAUUGGAACACAGAUGCUGCCUCCCUGAUUGGAGAGGAGCUACGAGUGGAUUUCCUUGACCAUGUCCCACUCACCACUCACAAUUUUGCCAGGAAGACAUUUCUGAAGCUUGCCUUCUGUGACAUCUGCCAGAAGUUCCUGCUCAAUGGCUUCCGCUGUCAGACGUGUGGCUACAAAUUCCACGAGCACUGCAGCACCAAGGUGCCAACCAUGUGUGUGGACUGGAGCAACAUCAGGCAGCUCUUAUUGUUCCCAAAUUCAAAUAUCAGUGACAGUGGUGUCCCUGCACUACCUCCCUUGACAAUGAGACGGAUGCGGGAGUCUGUCUCCCGGAUACCUGUUAGCUCGCAGCACAGGUAUUCUACACCUCAUGCCUUCACUUUCAACCCAUCCAACCCUUCCUCUGAGGGCUCUCUGUCCCAAAGGCAGCGCUCCACGUCCACCCCCAAUGUGCACAUGGUCAGCACCACCAUGCCCGUGGACAGCAGGAUCAUCGAGGAUGCAAUUCGAAGCCAUAGUGAAUCAGCCUCACCCUCUGCUCUGUCUGGAAGUCCUAACAAUAUGAGCCCAACUGGCUGGUCUCAGCCUAAAACCCCAGUCCCAGCCCAAAGAGAGAGAGCCCCUGCAUCUAACACACAAGAAAAAAACAAAAUUAGGCCUCGUGGACAGAGAGACUCCAGUUAUUACUGGGAAAUAGAAGCCAGUGAAGUGAUGCUCUCCACCAGGAUAGGCUCAGGCUCUUUUGGGACAGUUUACAAGGGCAAGUGGCACGGGGAUGUAGCAGUGAAGAUCCUAAAGGUUGUAGACCCAACCCCAGAGCAGUUUCAGGCUUUCAGGAAUGAAGUGGCUGUCCUGAGGAAAACCCGGCACGUGAACAUCCUGCUCUUCAUGGGCUACAUGACCAAGGACAACCUGGCCAUUGUCACCCAGUGGUGUGAGGGCAGCAGCCUCUACAAACACCUGCACGUGCAGGAGACCAAGUUCCAGAUGUUCCAGCUCAUCGACAUCGCCCGCCAGACGGCCCAGGGCAUGGACUAUUUACAUGCAAAGAACAUCAUCCACAGAGACAUGAAAUCCAAUAAUAUAUUUCUUCAUGAAGGCCUCACAGUGAAAAUAGGAGACUUUGGUCUGGCAACUGUAAAAUCCAGGUGGAGUGGAUCCCAGCAGGUGGAGCAGCCCACGGGCUCCAUCCUGUGGAUGGCCCCCGAGGUGAUCCGGAUGCAGGACAGCAACCCCUUCAGCUUCCAGUCAGAUGUCUACUCCUAUGGAAUAGUGCUCUAUGAGCUGAUGACAGGGGAGCUGCCCUACUCCCACAUCAACAACAGAGAUCAGAUCAUUUUCAUGGUUGGCAGGGGCUACGCUUCCCCAGACCUCAGCAAGCUGUACAAGAACUGCCCCAAGGCCAUGAAGAGGCUGGUAGCAGAUUGUCUGAAGAAAGUCAGGGAAGAACGACCUCUGUUCCCACAGAUCCUGUCCUCCAUCGAGCUGCUGCAGCACUCUCUGCCCAAAAUCAACCGCAGCGCCUCGGAGCCGUCCCUGCACCGCGCCGCCCACACCGAGGACAUCAACUCGUGCACGCUGACCUCCAGCAGGCUGCCCGUGUUCUGAGUGCUCCUGCCCGUGCUCCGAGUGCUCUGCCCUGACUCCAGCAGGCUGCCCGUGCUCUGAGCUGCUCCUGCCCUGCUCCUGGCCGGGGCUGCAGGGGGAACUCGAGCUGUGCCUCCCAGCCUGGUGUCCAGGCUCCUCCAGCAGGACCCUCCGUGUCCCAUCCCACCAAGAAGCUGCUCUGGAUUCGUGCAGUUCUCAGCCUGCAGGGACACAGCUCCUCAUUGCCUUUGCUACCAUCUCUUGUUCUGGGAGAGGUAACAGACUACAAAUCAAGAGAUCUAUUACUAUUUUUUUAAUAGAUGCACUUGAGCCUUAUUUUCCCCUUCCCAGAAGCGAUGGCUGUUUGUUUGGCAGUGGUUCUGGCUGGCUUUGCUCUGGGCUCAGUGAGGGGGCUCUGAGGACAGGUGAUGUUCUGGUGCUCUGACUGCCCCGUGCCAAGUGUCACCUCACCCUGGGGAGUUGUGCCUGGAGUGGGAAGAGGAAAUAACUCUGGAAAUCAGCUCCUGCCUAAGAGCUUCACCAAGCCAAUGAAAUAAGUUCAAAUGCUAAUUCAACACAAAAUAGUUUUGCAAUAGUUUUGCACAUAGAAGAAAAACUCUUGCAAAAGGAUGGAAUCUGUUGUGAAUUGUCCUGCUCAGAGAAGGAGGUGAGCCAGUCCUGCUUUGGUCAUCUUGAGAAGCCUCCCAGCUGCCUUUGGUACUAUGGACCUGUUGCUGCAGCCCAGGCAGGGUGGGUGAGGAGGGCUGGGCUGGCAGAGGCUGAGGGUGUUUCCCCUUCUGCAGAGGCUGAGGAUUGAGGAUGUCCCCCUCCUGCAGAGGCUGCAUCCAGCAGGAGCUGUUGUCCAAGAGAUGCACUAGCAAGAGGAAACUGAGCAUAUACAGUUUUUCUUGUUGAUUUGGGUUUUAAUUUUGUUUUUAUUGCUCCUGAGAAAAUGCAUUUAUUGUAAGCCAAGGUUCCUCUGAUUAUCUUAUUUUAAUAAAAUAAAUUAAAUUUUA